Alosa alosa (allis shad) is the source of this 6311-nucleotide messenger RNA. RefSeq names its product MCF.2 cell line derived transforming sequence a (gene mcf2a). Bases 616 to 3969 code for a protein of 1117 amino acids. The record is from RefSeq and is a predicted model, not a curated record. The transcript has 30 exons. NCBI's taxonomy places the organism in Eukaryota, Metazoa, Chordata, Actinopteri, Clupeiformes, Clupeidae. Gene Ontology annotation, cellular component: cytoplasm. Gene Ontology annotation, molecular function: guanyl-nucleotide exchange factor activity. Gene Ontology annotation, biological process: intracellular signal transduction; dendrite development.
GGCAGGAGAGAGGGAGGAAGAGAGAGAGAGAUGUUAGAAGACCGAUGGAGGAGGGGGCUGUGUUUGUUUUGAAGUGCAGCACUGCUGCGCUUUAGGGAUCCGUUCCUGCUUGCUUGGGAAAGGACAGUUCUUUUCCCACCCCUCCCUUCCUCUUCCUCUCUCAGCCAGUGUGUGAGGUGAGGUGAGGAGGACUGUGUGUUGGUGAGGCACUGCAGUGGCCUGACCAGGUUUGGCAUUGAGCGCAGCUCAGGAAGAGAGAGAGCCUCCUCUGGACAGGAGGGGGGAUCGGCGGUGAUUUGGGAGCGGGCAAGAUGCACUCGUCCAUCUCAAGGUGACACUGCGGCAGAGAGGCAGCCGGGAGAGAGAGAGGGAGUGUGACGGAGAGAGAGAGAGAGCGCCUGCACCACAUUCUGGAGGCUGCCGAAGAAGUGAAGAGAAGUUUUCCACCUCUCUCCUCCUCUCCCUUCCUUCUCUCCUCCCUCCAUCCUGCAGCAGAGUGAGUGUGCAGCCACGGCACCCCUGGAGGAUGUGAGGGCCUAGCCGGCCCCGUGGAACAGGCUCUCUCGCCAGGGAAGGGGGCCAAGGCCGGGCUGCCGGAGCCCUCCCCUCACAAACAUGGAGAGCUACUACAGCCUUCUGCAGGCUGGCUCUGAACUGGAAAAUACACUGCAACAGGUUUCUGUCCCUUUGAGCAUGAAAGAAGUGGGUGGCUACAUUGAGAAGCAAGUGGCUUAUUUAUCAGGGGGUCGCGGCGAAGACUCCAGUGUCAUCAUCACACUCCCAGAAUGCUCUGAUUUCAGUGAUAUUCCCGAAGAGGCUCUGGCUAAAGUCCUCACAUACCUCACCCUAAUUCCAAGAGCACGGCAACCUGGGGUUAAAUUUAUCAUCAUAUUAGAUAGAAGAUUGGAUACAUGGGGCUCGAUCAAAACAGCACUUGGACGGAUUGCGGCCUCCUUCCCUGGGAACCUGCACCUCGUUCUGGUCCUGCGACCCACCAGCUUCUUCCAGCGGACAGUGACGGACCUUGGCUUCCGCUUCAGCCAGGAGGACUUCAUGCUCAAAAUGCCCGUCGUGAUGCUCAGCUCGGUCACAGACUUGCUGCGCUACAUCAAUGAGAACCAGCUGACCUCUGAAUUCGGGGGAACCCUGGACUACUGCCACAGUGACUGGAUUGUCCUGCGAACGGCCAUAGAGAGCUUUGCUGUGAUGGUGAAGGACAUUGCUCAGAUGCUGCAGGCGUUUGGCACAGAGCUGGCGGAGACAGAGCUGCCAGAGGAAGGCAACGCCAUCGAGUUCCUGCUGCUGUCGCACACCGAGAAAUACCGAAGACUCAAGGACGCCAUCAGGUCAGUGAUGCGGGAGGGCAGACUCCUGCUGUCCAGCCUGGAGGCCUCUGGGAGAGAUGAGGGCUCCCUGGUGCACUGGGACAUCCCUCAGGACUGGGAGACAGUGCAGAGGCUGCUUGCCCAACUCAGAGACAUGGAACUGGCCUUUGAUGGCUUCUUCGACAAACAUCACCUGAAGUUGCAGCAGUACCUGCAGCUGCUGAGAUACGAGAGCAGCUUCCACGAGAUGGAAAGCUCACUGGAGAAGCUCUCUGCUCUUGAGAGAGACGUGGGCAGUGCAGGAGAAACCCUGGCCCAGACGGCGCAGGCCAUCCGAGACCUGGACAGUCUACAAACCAAAGCACAGGAGGAGAUGGGCAAAGCUCAGCUGCUCAUUCUGCACGGGCACCAGCUGGCUGCCAACCACCACUAUGCCAUGGCCCUGAUCCUGCAGCGCUGCAACGAGCUGCGCCACCGCUGCGACACGCUGGACACCGUGCUCAGGACCAAGAGGGACGCGCUCACACACAUACAGACCCUACUGCACAGACUAGAGGAGGCCCAGCGCUGGUGUGAUGACGGAGCAUAUCUGCUGGCCAAUCAGCAGGUGGAUAGGUUCCAGUCUAAGGAGGGGGCUCAAGCUGCACUGCGAGACAUUGAGAAGUUCCAGGAGGGGGCGCCAGCGCUCCUCUCCACAGGCUCAGAUGUCCUCUUCAUGGAAUAUGAGGCUGUGCUAACCUCAGCACUCCAGGCUCACAUCGGGAAGACCUUUGAGAAGCAGGCGGCCGUGCAGGGGAUGAUUGACAGCCGGCUGGCCUGCCUGAGGAAGCUGGCCGACAAGCACGUGCGGCCCAUCCAGCUGGUAGCCCCCCGGCCAGAGCACCAACCCCGCUCCAAAUCGCCCAUCUUCUCCCCCAAACAUGACUUGAAGUUCACCUUUGACCUCUCUCUGCCUGGGAAGAGGGGAUCCAGGAAGAGCCCCAACUCACGGAAGAUCGAGGUGAUGCAUGAUUACCAGGAGAACCGCAAUUAUCUGUCCUACAGUGUUGAUGGGGAGGACAGCCCAGACGUUUUGAAGAGACACGUGAUGCGGGAGAUUAUUGAAACUGAGCGGGUCUAUGUGGAGGAGCUACUGUCUGUACUGCUGGGCUACAGAGCAGAGAUGGACAACCCCUCCAUGUCCACCCUUCUGCCCCCCAGCCUACGCAACAAGAGGGACAUUCUGUUUGGAAACAUGCCAGAAAUCUACAACUUCCACAGCAGGGUCUUCCUGCAGGACCUGGAGAGCUGUCUGGAGACUCCGGAGGCAGUGGGAGCCUGCUUCCUGGAGCGGAAAGAGAACUUCCAGGUAUAUGAGCGCUACUGUCAGAACAAGCCUCGGUCAGAGUCCCUAUGGAGACAGUAUUCUGACUGUGCCUUCUUUCAGGAGUGUCAGAGAAAACUGGAGCACAAACUGGGCCUGGACUCCUACCUGUUGAAACCGGUCCAGCGCCUUACCAAGUACCAGCUCCUACUCAAGGAACUGCUGAAGUAUAGUGCUGGUUCAGAGCGGACAUCUGAACUGCAGGGGGCGCUGUCUGCCAUGCUGGACCUCUUAAAGUCUGUCAAUGACUCCAUGCACCAGAUUGCCAUCACCGGCUAUGAAGGGGAUCUGAGCGCUCUGGGUCGCUUGCUGAUGCAGGGCUCGUUCAGCGUGUGGAUCAGCCACAAGAAAGGUCCCACGCGCAUGAAGGAGCUGGCCCGCUUCAAGCCCAUGCAGCGGCACCUGUUCCUGCACGAGCGCGCGCUGCUCUUCUGCAAGCGGCGUGAGGAGCACGGCGAGGGGGCCGACAAGACGCCCUCCUACAGCUUCAAGCACUGUCUCAAGAUGAGUGCAGUCGGCAUUACAGAGAAUGUCAAGGGAGACGUGAAGAAGUUUGAGAUCUGGUACAGUGGCAGGGAAGAAGUCUACCUGGUGCAGGCACCAACAGUAGAAGUUAAGCUAGCUUGGCUGAACGAGAUCCGCAGAAUUCUCACCAACCAGCAGAAGAUUCUCAGAGAUGAACUGUCCCUCACCCACCCAACACCGGAACACAUCCAGUUAUCCCCACCCCUGUCUGAGAGCAAGCAGCAGCGGACCUCGGUGAGCUCAGAGGAUACGGAGUCCGGCCGCAGUAGCCCCGACCCGCUCAGCUUGUCCCCACAGCAUCGCCGCAACAGACGCAGCUGGCCUGGAGCUCACCACUCAGUGGAUAUCUGUGAGGGUCUGGACGACUGGAAUGGAGGCCACAGUCCUUUCCCACUGUCUGACACUGAGGAGGAGGACAUUGUCCACCUGACUCCAGGCAGGUACAGGAGCCGGGCGGACUGUCCUAGAGACGGGCCCCAGGACCUCCUCAUCAGAUGUGGGGACAUCGUCCAGCUGCAGCGGGAGGAGAGUGAGGGCGUGUGGUCAGUAGCUGCUAAUCAUACUGCUCCCAUAUCCAGAAUAAGUACAUAUUCAAAGGCAAUGUCACCAAGGAUGGUGAAGAACUUGAGUCGCCGGCAGGAGGGCCACCUCCAGGCCUCCACCCUGCAGCACAUCCUGGCAGACAGCAGCAGAGGACACUCCACCCGACUGGGGGAGCCGGGGAAUCUGAAAGCGCGGAAGCUUAGCUCGCCGUAGACGUGCAACACCAGCGCCGGCUGCUGUGGACCAACCGCUUUGAGAGACUCUGGAGGUCUGCCAGAGAGAGGAUCCUCUGGCGGGCGUUGGGACAGAGGCUACUGCAGUUUCACCAGGAGGGGGACAUUACAGGACCUGCGGUGUGAGGCUCUCCAGGAGGGGACCGGACACCAAACACACUCUCCCAGUGAUGCCAUGCGGGCCCUGCUGGAAGGACAGGUAGCUAUGGUGUACUGGACUCACAUGUGGUGAAGGCUUACUCUCUCUGUGGUGCAAGGGUUUGCUCAAGAACACUGUUGCUCCAGAUAAGGAGGUGAGGUAGAACUAUCUCAGCUAGUUCCUCUCAAGAGACCCUCCACCUUACUGUGCCCUCCGUCACCACCAUCCAGACUCCCCUCACUCAGACACCGGGCCCUGGACCCUGGAGUACUAUAGAGAAUUUCUCAAAUACCUGCACAUGAUGUGUUUUGUUCAUUAUGUGCAGGAAAUGUGUUGUCUUAUUAGUGUGUCAGUGUGUAUGCAUGUGUGCCUGUGUGUGUGUGUGUGUGUGUGUGUGUGUGUGUGUGGGUGGGUUUUGAUGUCACCGAAUGCGACUCAGAUGUUUUGUGAAGUUUUUGCUUUACCUGACUUUUGUAAUGCGUUUGUCUAUUUCAUGUGGACAUUUUAAUCAGUGGUACUUGUGUUUGUAUGCGUGUUGUGCUGGGUGUCUCUUCCUCAGCGACUGCCGAGGUUCCACACCCAAAAGCUCACCCAGAGCUCUAUGCCAAACCAUGCUGUGCCAUAAUGCCUUUUUAUUCCUUGUAUUUUGGCCUCUCUCUCACUUUCGCUAGCUAAAUGUAGAAUUUGCCCUGCUGCAGAACUCUUGCGCUAUAACUUGUGUUUGACCUCAGACGUUACUGUAAAGGCACUUUAAAAGCUGUAAAAGAGAUACUGGAAACCAACAGCUUUAUGAUAUUUUGUUUGAGCUUGGUCACACACUAAUGCUGCAUGGGGGCUUCAUUCCCAGGGUCCUUGACUUAGAACUGAGCUCUACUCCCCAAGGGGAGCAUUCAGACUGAAGAUAUGCACGCCUAGAUUUCACACUUAUCCACAUCCUCAGAUACUUCUCCCACUUGCACAGAUACUCAAAUAUCUCUCUCUCUCUUCUCUCUCUCUCUCUCUCUCUCUCUCUCUCUCUCUCUCUCUCUCUCUCUCUCUCUCUCUCUCUUUCUCUCCCUCUCCUCCUCCCCCCAUUAUUAUAGCUUAUACACAUAUCCUUCAAAUGGAAAAUAGGUUUUGGUUAAGAUCUUGCCUGUCUACUUCUGUUACUGGUUUGUCGACUGCAAAUAAGUUCACGUUUGGCAAACCAACCCCUCUACUUAACAAUAGAUGAAGAACUGAAAUGGGAUUUGGACAUCUGAAGGUCUCCACCACCGACUGAUUUCACGUGACUUCUCCUCACAGGCUGACACGUCUUCUACUUCAGCUGUAGAGUUGGUGUGCCAGUAAAAUGUGGCACACACAUCUCCCCCCUCUAUCUCCUACUUCAGAGGAACAGAGAGGCUGAUCGCACGCUCCUCGACUAUCACCAUAUUAUUAAUCUUAGGCUUUCACAUUAUACAGGAUCAUACAGCAAACAUGAAAUAUACCCACUGUGUCGAACACUUAAUUAAAUAUUGAUUGCAGACUUAUAUGAAUUUACCACAUCAAAUCAAGCCCCCAGUUGGAGGGUGGAGGGCCGCCUUUGAUACGCUGGCGUUUGAAGUGGAAAUGAGGCCAGCGGAGCGGCAGGCAUGGCUGCAGAGUACACAUUUGUGUGUUAUUAAUUUAUUUAUUUUGCUAUCAAGUUGUUCUCUCUCAGCGUGAGGCAGGGCUUCAUAAGACUCCUUAAAUUACAUCCUCUGCGCACCGCCACAGCCUUCUCUUCUGACUGGCAAUGCGACAUCACAUCUCUUUUUUUUUACAGGGAGGAUGCAAUAUGGCACUUGUCUCAGCUUUCCAACGCUGCAGGUUUCCCUCUUUUUUAAGCAUCAAAUGUUGAUGUUCACAAAACGGAGACGAAUUUAGGCUCAAAAAAUGCUGUUUAUCCUGACAAGCACCAUAAUGCUUGUUACUAGGCAACCUUUUUGUGUGGAGAAAAAUGCAUGGCACUUUACGACCUUUGACAGGUUUGUAUAGCUCCAAAUAUGUUGUUAAUAAUUUAAACAAACUCUGUACAGUCUUUAUUGGACGACAACUGGACUGUUUGUAAUAAAUAUAUACGUUGACAUAACUUGUAGCCUCCUUAGUUCUUUAGUGGGAUUUAGGCUUGAGUCACCACCAAGCUGUCACCCUUUGAAACAUCUUCUCAAAUGAUGAAAGCA